GAGGAGGAAAAAAAUUCAGGAUCUGGAAGCGGAACCAAAAAUAUUAUGAUGAUUCUUUGUGCUUUAAUCUUUUCACCAGUUUCUCCAGAUGCCACGUGGAUACUGGAAGCUUAAAAGUCACAGAGUUAGUAGCCCUAGAUGUCCUUUGUCAUUUGAACAAAAUGAGCAGACAAAAUGUAUGUCUAAAAUUGAAGGACUACUUUCUUCUGUUUUUGGAGCAAGACUGACAAACAACUGUGCCGUGUCUGUAUCAUCUGUUUUUUUUAAAAAAAACAUCUUUCUUUUUAUGGUGGACUGUUAUUGCCGACCAGGGCUUAUGUGACACGUUGUGAGCCUGCUGUUCAACUGAGGGCAAGAUUAUACUAACUGAACUGGACAAGGAUGCUGACUUUCUCAAAAACAACCUCCAGCCUGCGGCAGCAAGCAAGCUCUUGAUUUAAGACUUCUUCUGUUCCAUCUCAGAUGUCAGGACUGCAAAACAACACCAACUGUUAAAAGGAUGGUGCACAGAAGCUUGGGCUCAGCCUUGAGGACGAGGACAAAAACAAUUGCUUUCCCUUUGAUGACUUGAAUGACCAACUCUCUCUAAAAGACUAAAAGGACUAAAAAUCUGGGGCAGCAUUCGAAAUUCAAACAAGAGUUAUGAGGCGGGAUGUUUGGAAUAACUGUUGGCAACCUUAAGAAACACCUAGCCAAGACAACAGCUUUGACUCAAACAGAGAGUGGACCUCUACCCUGGUGAAACUCUGGCUUCUCUGAUUCCCAAGCAAAGCAUCCUGACGGCACAAUGCUGUGUGCUCAGGGUGUGGCCGCACCCCUAAUGCUGAGCUCUCUUCUGCUGCAGCUAGUCAGAGCCAAUCUACCUUCCGGCUGCCUGAUUGCAUCUGAUAUCCUGAGCUGCACCAACCUUGGGCUCGACCAAGUCCCGGAAGAGUUACCUGUAAUGGUCGCGACACUGGACUUCAAUCACAACCGCUUAGAACGCCUUGAGGAGGGUGGCUUCGCUGGUCUGCCCAAUCUUGACACCGUACGGUUAGCCCACAAUCAGCUGAGCAGACUCACUCCUGGAACCUUUCGGAAUACAAGCAACAUACGCCAUCUGGACCUUUCCUCCAAUCAACUGAACAUUAUAGAGGAGCACUACUUUCAAGAGUUAGUAGGAAUAAAGGAGUUACUCCUUUACAACAACCAAAUAGUGAGGGUAGAAAGCAAAGCCCUGAGUGGUUUGAGCAACCUACAAAAAGCCUACUUAAGCCAUAACAGACUGACAGAUUUCCCCUUCUUUUCUAUUCAAGAACACGCCAAUCUCACGACUCUGGAUCUAAGUUCGAACCGUAUGCCCAACCUUCCCGUCAAAGACAUCGAAGCUCUAAAGGAAAAGAUACAGAAUGGGUUGUUCCUGCACAACAAUAGCCUAAUUUGUGAGUGCUCCAUGUACGGCCUGUUUAAACAAUGGGAGUACAGAGGUUUUACCUCAGUGACAGAUUUUUGGGAGGAGCAUACUUGCUUGAUUUACGGUGAGCAACGUGCCAUGGUGCGUUUUCUCAAGCAUGUACGAUACUUUGAGAAUUGCAAAAUAAAACCUCCAGUGAAGAAAAUUAGCAUGGAGGCAUAUGCUGGAGACUCAGUGAUGUUAGAUUGUAUAACAUCAUUAAAGGGAAAACAUCUCAACUAUUCAUGGGUAACCAAAACUUAUGGAUACAUCGCUCCUCCUUUUAGUAACAAUAUGCUGCAAAUGCAUCCGAACGGUUCUUUGGAAAUCUUGGCAGUACAAACAAACGACUCUGGGGUGUACUUGUGCAUGGUUCAAAACCAUCAGGAGUCAAGCAACGAUUCUCUUGAAGUUAAUGUAACCGUGCAUACCCGCCGUCAAGACAGCGAACCCUUUAACACUGGCUUUACGACCCUUCUGGGCUGCGUUGUUAGUUUGAUUUUGGUCCUUAUGUACCUCUUCUUGACACCCUGUCGCUGCUGGUGUCGCAAACAGCCUAUACCAGCAACACCGAAUCUUGCGAACGAAUGCAGUGCCCAGUCGUCUAUCCUGACACCCACGCCACCUGCCACGGAGGGCCCAGGCCGUAAGGUCAGUAACAACAAGCAUGUGGUCUUUCUGGAACCCAUCAAGGAGGCACAGAAUGGGCGGCUGCAGGCAGCACUGGCUCUUGAUUAUCCCAAGCUGGCCGUAACACGGAGCGAUGCUGACUCGGUCACUUCCGUCUUCUCAGAUACCACUAUAGUGCCAUAGCGGCUGCUUACUGUCAUCCCAAUGACCAGCUCAAACGAGCACUUGGGUCCUUCAACAUGUCAGUCUGCAACUGCACAGCUACUCAGGACAGAUCAGGGAGUUGGCUUUGCAAGCCCAUAACAGGGAGCAGGACAGAGCAGAUGCAAUCAUAGAAAAGAGAGAUAUAAAAAGGCAAAAAGAUGGAGCAAAGCGCUCCCAAGAAUCAGCUUUAAGCCACGACUGAGUCACGACGGUACGAGAGGAAGGAAUUGGUUUGAAAGUACAAAAGCUGAGAAGGGUAAAAUGCUUUGCCUUUACCACUGCUUGAGCCUUGAUAGAUUCAUAUGAAUGCUUUGUCUAGAGCCUAUAACCCACUGAAUACUGCAUAAACCCAACUCUACUCUAGAAAUAGCAUGAAUGACAUGAAGGAGAAUGACAAGUGCAUACUGGAUUUCUAGUUUUUUUAUAUACUAGAAUAUAACUAGAAUGUUUUUUUUAGACGUCCUUUGUAUCCCUGUGUUUCAGACUGGCAAUUUGGUGAGUAGUUAGCAGCAGCAAUCAAUUUUUGUAAGGGGUCAUGCCCACUUUGCAAAUGUAAGGGUUUGGGCAAGAGAAAAUGCAUCUAUAAAAUUGGAAAUGGUUGUAAAAAAAGACUUGCAGCUGUGCAAAGUGGUGCUCCUAACUUAUCCAAAUUGAUGUGGAUAUCAGACAGAGGUCACAUCUCAUCCUUAGUAUGAUUAUAAAUUGAAAUGGAUGAAUUUUAAUGAAACGGAAUCUGUUAAAAAGUACAUUCCCCUCUCCUUAAGCAUUCCAUGUUUCCCCUUGCCACCCACCCCUCCCCUUCCACAAACCCCUACUUUGUUGGCUUCUUAAUAAAUCCUUUUGCUUCGACCCGA
Carassius auratus (goldfish) is the source of this 3120-nucleotide messenger RNA. Its product is annotated as amphoterin-induced protein 3-like. Gene Ontology annotation, cellular component: membrane. Gene Ontology annotation, biological process: brain development. Lineage: Eukaryota; Metazoa; Chordata; Actinopteri; Cypriniformes; Cyprinidae. The record is from RefSeq and is a predicted model, not a curated record. The transcript has 2 exons. Bases 788 to 2245 code for a protein of 485 amino acids. Gene Ontology annotation, molecular function: protein binding.